Molecule: messenger RNA, 2047 nt
Organism: Quercus lobata
Lineage: Eukaryota; Viridiplantae; Streptophyta; Magnoliopsida; Fagales; Fagaceae
Product: putative disease resistance protein RGA3
Exons: 3
Coding region: 44-2047 (667 amino acids)
Molecular function (GO): ADP binding; protein binding
Source: RefSeq, a predicted model, not a curated record
GAUCAUUUUUUGCUAUUCCACUACAGUUGUACUUGUGAGCACGAUGGCAGAGGAAAUCGUAAGCAGGGUGAUUUCAUUUGCUACUGAGCUGAUCGGCAAUGCUCGGAGCUGCAAGGAGGAGCUGAGAGGGCUUGUUGAAUCAUUAACCAUGAUUCGAGCUGUUUUGACUGAUGCCGAGAGAAGACAAGUGAGAGAUGAGUCUGUGAAGCUUUGGCUCCAAAAGCUUGAAGAUGUUGCUUAUGAAGCUGACGAUGUGCUGGACGAGUUUAUGUACGAGAAUCUCCGGCAAAAGAUAGAGGUCGAAAACGAAAGGAAGAGAAAGGUAAACUUCCUCGACCCAUUUAUUUUCAGUCUCUCCAUGGCGAAAAAAAUUAAGGCUGUUCAGGAAAAACUAGCAAAAGUAAAUGGGUUGGUAAAUGGGUUUGGACUUGCUAGAAUAUUGUCAGUAGAUUCAAAUGUUGAGAUUGUUCCAACUAGAGAGACAGACUCCUUUCUUGAUCAUUCAGAAGUUGUAGGAAGGAAAAGUCAAGUUUCAAAAAUAGUGAGCUUGCUGACUAGUGCAACCAAUCAACAACUCUCCGUCAUUCCUAUAGUCGGCAUGGCUGGUUUGGGAAAGACAACUUUUGCAAAACUAGUGUACAAUCAUGAGCUAGUAAAAAAACAUUUUGAUAAGACAAUGUGGGUAUGUGUCUCUGAUGAUUUUAAUGACAAAAAUAUUUUAAGAGGGAUUCUUGAAUCCCUUACCAAUAACUCAAGUCUUUCAGUAAGUAAGAAUACGGUACUUCAAAACCUUCAAAAAGAGUUGCAGGGGAAAAAAUAUCUUCUAAUUCUUGAUGAUGUAUGGAAUGAAGUUCUACUAAAAUGGGAUACAUUAAGGGAUUGCUUGUUAGGAAUUAUGUCAAAUACUGGAAACAGUAUUAUUGUUACAACCCGUAGUGACAAAGUGGCAGAAAUCAUGGAGACACAUCCCCGGCAUCACUUAGAAAGACUACCUGAGGCAGAAUGCUGGUCCAUAAUCAAGAAAAAAGUAUCUUCAACUCCAUUAACUCCAGAUUUGGAGGCUAUCGGAUAUGAUAUUGCCAAAAAAUGUGGAGGGGUCCCAUUAGCAGCAAAAGUCCUAGGAGGGACAAUGGCUCGUAAAAAAGUCAAAAAUGAAUGGUUAGCAAUUCAAAACAAUGAAAUUUGGAAUUACCCACAUGUUAGCCAUGAAAUGUUACCAAUAUUAAAAUUGAGCUUUGAUCAUCUGCAAUCACCAUCUCUUAAAAAAUGCUUUGCAUAUUGUUCAAUUUUUCCUAAAGAUUACAUGAUUGCAAAGGAAGAGUUAAUUCAGUUUUGGAUGGCUGAAGGGUUCCUUCAACCAUCUCAAGGAAGUUGUGUGGUAAUGGAGGAUAUUGGUAACAUGUAUUUUGAUAUCUUGUUGGCAAAUUCCUUAUUUCAAGAUGAGAAAAAGGAUGAGUUUGAUAAUAUUAUCAUUUGCAAGAUGCAUGAUUUGGUACAUGAUCUUGCACUCUCAGUUUCAAAAUCUGAGACCUUAUUUUUGAAUAAGGAUUUGGAGGGUGACAUCAGUUACACACGAUAUUUAUUUAUCGAAUCUGAUGGUAAAAUUAUACCAAGAAUUCCAUCUUCAAAAGAUGAUGUUAGGAGAUUGCGCACAUUUGUUUCUAAAAAUGUUGUGCUUGGCAACACGUUAUUAAAUUUUAAUUGCUUACGUGUUCUAAAAUUAAAUGGAAACUCUAUAAAAGAAUUGCCAAGUUCAGUUGGCCUUUUAGUACAUUUGAGGCUUCUCAGCGUCGCAAGUUUAUCCAUCAGAGCAUUACCAAAGUCCAUCACCAAACUCUACAAUUUGCAAACUUUAAGAAUCGAAGGUUGCCAAAAUGUCAGAGAGCCUCCUGAAGAUCUAAAACAAUUGAUAAACUUAAGGCAUAUUUAUAUCCCUUAUGGCUUUUAUGAAAAACUUAAGGAUAUAGGGCAAUUGACGUGUCUGCAAACAUUGCCAUGUUUUAUUGUGGGUCAAGAUGCAGAGAAGAAGCCCGAAAAGCAAAUUUAG